AUGGAUCCCAACGCUUUCUCGGCGACUCUAUUCAAAUGGGACCCAACAAGAGGGACUGCUCCACCGCCUCACCGGUUGCUGGAAAUGAUGGUGGCUCCCCAAUCGUACGGUACUUGUACAAGGACGCAGAGGGAUGUGGGAGGACUGGACGUGUUCUUCCAGGCGUACGGGGUCCGCUACUACACUGCGGCCAAGAUAUCUGAGCUAGGGUUCACGGUGAGUACACUCCUCGACAUGAAAGACGAAGAGCUGGAGGAUAUGAUGACUAGCCUCUCCCAAAUCUUCCGGUGGGACCUCCUCGUCGGGGAGAUUUACGGCAUCAAGUCCGCUAUCAGAGCCGAGCGUCGACGCCUCCUCCUCCUCCUCGAAGAUGAAGAGUCCCGGCGCCGCCACUACCAUCAUCAUCACCUCCUCCCACUUGACGCUACCAACGCUCUCGAUACCCUCUCCCAGGAAGGAUUGUCGAAGGAGCCAAUGCAACAAGAGAAGGAGCAGCGGCAGCGGCGAAAGAAGAGGGCGGCGUCGACCAAGAGUGCUACUACUACGAUAGGGGACAAAGAAGAAGAAGUGGAAGAGGAGGGGAACGAUGAGGAAGAGAAAGGAAGAGUAGUAGUGGAGAGACAGCGAGAGCACCCGUUCAUGGUGACAUUGCCUGGUGAGGUAGCUCGGGGCAAGAAGAACGGCAUCGAUUAUCUCUUCCACCUCUACGAGCAGUGCCGUGAUUUCUUGAUCCAUGUUCAGAAUAUCGCCAUGGAUCGUGGUGAAAAAUGCCCCACCAAGGUGACGAACCAGGUGUUCAGGUAUGCGAAGAAGGCAGGAGCAAGCUACAUAAACAAACCUAAAAUGAGGCACUACGUCCACUGCUACGCGUUGCACUGCCUGGACGAAGAGGCAUCGAAUGCCCUGAGGCGAGCAUUCAAAGAGAAAGGAGAAAACGUAGGAGCUUGGAGGCAGGCUUGCUACCAGCCCCUCGUCGUCAUGGCAUCCCACCAAGGUUGGGACAUCGACUCCAUCUUCAACUCCCACCCUCGCCUCUCCAUCUGGUAUGUCCCCACCAAGCUCCGUCAGCUCUGUCAUGCCAACCGCAGUGGGGUCAAUGCCAAUACUGCUACCUCUGCUUCUGCUGGGGCUAGCAUCACCUCUACUGCUCAGCCUUCCUUUUAACCAUUAACCAAUUAUGUUCUUUGGCUUUGCGAGUUUGAGUGGGACUAUAGGAGUUGUUCUGGACAGAACCUAGACUCAUAAAUGUUGUUGAUAUCUCAAUUAAUUGGUAAACUUGGUUUCUUCUGAUUAUUUUCUUCUUGGGCCAACAAAAUUCUUCCAA
Messenger RNA from Telopea speciosissima, 1324 nucleotides. RefSeq names its product floricaula/leafy homolog 1-like. Gene Ontology annotation, biological process: regulation of DNA-templated transcription. The record is from RefSeq and is a predicted model, not a curated record. Lineage: Eukaryota; Viridiplantae; Streptophyta; Magnoliopsida; Proteales; Proteaceae. Gene Ontology annotation, molecular function: DNA binding. The transcript has 3 exons. Bases 1 to 1164 code for a protein of 387 amino acids.